This is a messenger RNA of Tetrahymena thermophila SB210, 369 nucleotides long. RefSeq lists its product as hypothetical. The record is from RefSeq and is a predicted model, not a curated record. The transcript has 2 exons. Lineage: Eukaryota; Ciliophora; Oligohymenophorea; Hymenostomatida; Tetrahymenidae.
AUGGAAAAAAUAUCCUUUGAAAAGUAAGCUAUUUCUUAGUAUUAAUAGAGGACUUUUUAUUUACACCCUCCUAUAGAACUAUAAUUAAAAGGUUUUAUUUUGAUAAUAAAUUCAAGUUAAUAACAAGAACCAUUUCUUGAUUACCCAGGAAACUUUGAAACAGUUGAAUUAGAUUGCAUUGGAGAAUAAGAAACAUAAAAAGAAAAUAACUCUUAUGAUUAGAUUUAUUCACUAUAUGAAAAUGUACAUUAAAAUGUUAAAAUAGAAAGUAGUUAAUCUUUUCAAAUACCCUAAUCAGAAGACAGAAAUAAUUACUAAGAUUAAAAUCUUCGCUUUAAAUCAACUAUAAGUUGCGACGAAUAAAAAUGA